Durusdinium trenchii is the source of this 1488-nucleotide messenger RNA. The record is from the annotation of a GenBank genome assembly. NCBI's taxonomy places the organism in Eukaryota, Dinophyceae, Suessiales, Symbiodiniaceae.
AUGGCCGCGCUGCCGGAGAACCCCGAGGUCCAAAAGUGGGGUUGCAUGAAAUUGUCCCUUUGUGGCGGACAUGAGCGGGCCGCUGCUGAAGCUGAAGCUCCUAGGCUGAUUGCCGCAGCCAUGAAGCAGCAUGAGCAGAAUGGACAAAUCCAAGACUGGGGCAGCCAGGCCUUUGCUGCCUUCUGCGCUGGAGCAGAUCCAGAGAGCUGCAGUCGGAAGGACGGGGCCGUUGCGGAGGGAGCAGUAGAGGUGCUGGUGAAAGCUGCUGUGUCCAAGAAGGCAAGCGCUAAGCGGCAAGCCAUUGGCGCACUGGGCAGCCUUUUCCGGGGGGAAGAUGUUGGAUGCAUGCAGCGUGCGGCCCGCUUGGUGGAAGCUCGUGUGCCGCAGCUGCUUGAACAAGCGCUCAAAGAUGAUGAAAGCUCAAGGACCGUCCGGAAGGUCUUUGGUGCCUUGGCUGAGCUGGUGCAGGUGGUGCCGGAACAGCUCUCCCCGGAGAUGCUGGAGCUCGUGGAGAGGGCUUUGGCCGCCAAUGCCGGGUACGAAGAAAUCCAACGCCUGGGGGAACGCAUUCAGCAAGCAGCUCCGCAGCGGGAGUGCUCCAAAGACAAGCCCACCUACUGGUCGGGCCACAUCGGUGAUGAGGGCUGGGCAGCUUGCCCCGUGACAGGUGAAACCUUGAGCGCUCUCAGGACGAUGUUCGUCGUGAACCAUCCGGCCGAGCUGGGCAGGGGUCGAGAUGCCGACAGCUACCCCCGGAAGUACAACGACCUGCGCGUCCACUGCGCCUGGCGGAUUGAGCAUGAGGAUGGUUGGGACUCGUUUGCCCUCGAGCGGUCCAAGGUGCAAAAGACCAUGAAACGACUUCGUCAGCAAGGGGUGCCGGUUCAACGAUGGCAAAGUAAGCUUGAAGAAGCAUCGAAGAGUUUGCCGGGAUCCACAUACCUCCGCGAAACUGGAGAGAGGUUUUUGCUUCAUGGGUGCAGCCCAGAAGUUGUGCUUGGCAUUCUCCACAGCGGCUUCGAUGACAAAGUCACCAAGAAGGGAAUGUUCGGUGCAGGUUGCUACUUUGCCGAGGACCCCGAGAAAGCCGACCAGUAUGCUCGUCCUGAUCCACAUCAUAAGGCAUCUGGGCUUGAAGAACUUCACGCCCGUUUGUACAAUGGUGAGAAUACGCAUCCCGAAGGGGAUGUGUUUUAUUGUUUCGCCGUGCGAGUCGUGUGCGGUGCCUGCGUUCAAACCAAAGGUUUGGACAAAAGCCGCCCGACGAAAGACGCCCUUAGUGGGGAAGAGAUUUUCUUCAACGCAGACCUAAAGCAGCUGGUUGAGAUUCCUGGCACCACGCCACCUGAAAGGUACCACACCCUGGUGGUGAAUCCCACGUCGGAAUCCACUGGACGCUCUGUGUACAGAAAUCGCGAGGUCAUCUCCUUUAAGGGAGCAAUGACAUACGCCGAGUACUUGAUAGCAUUUACUAGGGAAUUGACUUGA